Molecule: messenger RNA, 2507 nt
Organism: Cajanus cajan (pigeon pea)
Lineage: Eukaryota; Viridiplantae; Streptophyta; Magnoliopsida; Fabales; Fabaceae
Gene: EGL3
Product: basic helix-loop-helix (bHLH) DNA-binding superfamily protein
Molecular function (GO): protein dimerization activity
Source: RefSeq, a predicted model, not a curated record
CUACCCCAUUAGUACGAGACAAGCAAUAUUGCCAUCGUCUCUCAAGUCAAAAUCUACUGCUAGAAUGCGUUUUUUGAGCUACAGUUGUUUUGGAUACCGAAUCUACUUCUAGCUAUUGAAACAAAACCUGCUUUUGGACCAUACCAACUUUUUAAUACACCUUGGUUGGUUUUGUUUUUAUGUUAUGUAGUUCAUUAUUAUGACAAAAAAAACUCUAUACAAUCAUGGAAACAAAACAAGGGUCAUGGCCAGGGAGUAAAUAAAUCAAGAUACACGAAUCAGAGAGAGAGAGAGAGAGAUAGACAUGUUCAACUAACAGCUGUGGCUACCCUGCAAAGCAAGAAAAUGGUUCCAGACAACAUGAAGAAACAACUUGCUUUGGCUGUGAGAAGCAUCCAUUGGAGCUAUGCAAUCUUCUGGACUGAUUCAACUACCCAACCAGGGAUGUUGAGCUGGGGGGAAGGGUAUUACAAUGGAGACAUUAAGACAAGGAAAACAAGUCAAGGAGUAGAACUUAAUUCUGACCAAAUAGGGUUGCAGAGGAGUGAGCAGCUGAGAGAGCUAUUCAAGUCCCUCAAAACUGCAGAAAUCAGCCCUCAAACCAAAAGGCCUUCAGCAGCACUGUCCCCAGAAGAUCUCACAGAUGCUGAGUGGUACUACUUGGUUUGCAUGUCCUUCAUAUUCAACAUUGGCCAAGGGUUACCAGGAAGAACUCUAGCAAAGGGUCAACCAAUUUGGCUGAACAGUGCCCAUUCAGCUGAUUGUAGAGUUUUUAGUCGUUCUCUGCUGGCAAAGAGUGCAUCAAUUGAGACGGUUGUGUGCUUUCCGUUUAUGGAAGGGGUUAUUGAGCUAGGUACUACUGAACAGGUCUCAGAAGAUUUGAGUAUCAUUCAUCAGAUCGAAACUUCUUUCUUGAAUAGUCUGCACGUCAAUGUUCCUAAUAAGUCAGGAGCUACAUUGAAAUCAAGGGACCAGGAAGAUCUUGCUUAUGUAUCAUUUGAUCAUAAUGCUUAUAAUGUUGAAUUAACACCAGAAGUUGGAUAUGAUAUAGCCAACACAACCUCUCCUAAUGGUAGUUCAAAUGCACUCCAAGCCAAUCAACCACUACAUGAAACAUUCAUGGUUGAAAGAAUAACAAGUGGCACUUCUCAAGUCCAAAGCUGGCAAGUUAUGGAUGAUGAAUUGAGCAACUGUGUCCACAACUCCAUGAAUUCCAGUGAUUGUAUAUCACAAACUUUAGCCAGCCCUGAGAAGAUUGCUUUUACCCCCAAGUGUAACAACCCUUCAGACCCUUGUGCCCGAGAUCUUCAAAAGUACAACAACCCAAAAAUGACCGUAGUGGAUCCUCGAAGUGAUGAUUGGCAUUAUCAGAGAGUUCUUUCUACCCUUUUGAAAAGCUCUGACCAGUUACUCAUGGGAGUGCAUUUGCAAAAACUUCAUCAGGAAUCAAGCUUUGUUAGUUGGAGGAAAGGAGGGCCAGUGGAUUGUCAAUGGCCUAGAACAGGAACCUCACAGAAGUUAUUGAAGAAGGUAUUGUUUGAAGUUCCUCAAAUGCACUUGGAUGGCCUGCAUGAGUCACAAGAAGAGAAUGACUACAAAGAGGGAAUGAGAGUAGAAGCUGAUGAAAUUGGCAUGAACCAUGUUAUGUCAGAGAGAAGGAGAAGAGCAAAACUAAACGAAAGGUUUUUGACCCUUAGGUCAAUGGUCCCUUCAAUCACUAAGGAUGAUAAAGUUUCAAUACUAGAUGAUGCAAUUGAAUACCUUAAAAAGCUUGAGAGAAGAAUAAAAGUGUUGGAAGCUCAGAGGGGGGUAACGGAUAUAGAGACUGAGACUAGAAGAUUACCACAAGAUAUGGUGGAGAGGACUUCUGAUCAUUAUUUUAGCAAAAGCAAUAAUGGCAAGAAACCAGUGGCAAAAAAGAGGAAGGUUAGUGGUGUAGAUGAGACAGGAAGAGAGAUUAAUUCAGAUGUUCCAAAAGGAAGUUAUGCUAAUGAUGUUACUGUGAGUACUAGUGACAAUGAAAUUGUGAUAGAAAUGAAGUGCCCCUCUAGAGCAGGAAAGCUGCUAGAAAUUAUGGAAGCAGUUAACAGUUUCAAUGUAGAUUUUAAUUCAGUUCAGUCAACAGAAGCUGAUGGAAAUCUUUAUCUGACCAUUAAAUCUGUGUUCACAAGAGCAAGUAUUGCAACCGCCAAAAGAAUCAAACAAGCACUUCAAAAAGUGGCUUCCAAGUCCUGAAUUUUUUGUCUUUGCCCUAAAAACCAUGGUAGUUCUUGUCACUGCCGUGUGACAGAGAGAAUUCAUUAGAUUGAUGGAGUCACAACUCACUGCUGCAGUUCUUGGAGAUUCUCUUUGAAGAUUUCUCAUAAAAGAAAAAUGUUGUCCUUAACACUUUCGGCUAUACCAUAACUCUUGGUGAUGUAACAUGGACUUUUAAGAACUUGUAAAUGGGUAGGUAGGCUCAGUUGACUAGAUUUUAUGGAAUGAUAUUAACUCCUAAGAUUGACCAA